GUGGCUGACGAAAAGGACUUGUUCGAGAAAAUCUUCGCCACGUACGCGCAAAGCGAGGCCUCCAGCACGGCGGCCGACAUCGUGCAGAGACGGGUGCUUGCCAACCUCCAGGACUCGGUCCGGGCGCCGGCGGCUGCGGCGGACCACGUGCCCGUGGCGCUGGCCACCGAGCGGCUCUCGGGCAGGGAGCAGGGCGUGGCGGAGCGCAAGACCGUGGAGGCGCUUGCGCCCACGCUCGAGUACAUCGACCAGAUGACGACGCGCGAGGCCGUGGUGGGCUUCACGCGGCGCGUGUUGGAGGGCUGCGUGGCGGGCGUGGCGCAGCGCCGCGACUUCCACCUCCACAAGGCCAAGGGCGAGACGUCCAAGGCGUUCCUCACGCGGCACGCGAGGUUGAGCCGGCAGGUGCGGGCGCAGAGCGAGGCGUCGCCGGGCGCGCCGGUGCUCAACGCGUUCACGGUGCCCGUGCUCUUCAACCACGUGCUCCGGGCGGUGGCGGCGCGGUUGCACGACGGCGCGUUGGCGCUCAGCUUGUUCAACCGGGUCAAGACGGACUUGCGCUUGUACUCCGUGGUGUGCAACCAGGCCACGUACAACGAGAUGCUCAAGGUGCACUGGGUGUUCUUCGGCAAGCGCUCGUUGUGCGAGAUCGAGCUUCUUGUGGUGGAGAUGCAGAACAACGGCUUUGCGGGCGACGGGCAGACGUUUGUCGUGUUGCUGAAGAUCUUGGCCGCGUACCACGCCAUGAAGGCGGGCCGCUCCAGCUUCAGCCCGGGCGGCUUGCCGGUCUGGGCCCACGAGGACGACAAGCGCGUGCGCAACCUUGCGGCAAAGCUCCAGGUGUUGGGCAAGCUGUUGGAGAGAGAGCGGUUGUUGGCCACGGCCGACCGCAGCGCCCGCUGCAGCAGGCACGCCCUGGGGCCCGCCUGA
This is a messenger RNA of Metschnikowia bicuspidata var. bicuspidata NRRL YB-4993, 930 nucleotides long. RefSeq lists its product as uncharacterized. Gene Ontology annotation, cellular component: mitochondrion. The transcript has a single exon. The annotation marks the transcript as partial. NCBI's taxonomy places the organism in Eukaryota, Fungi, Ascomycota, Pichiomycetes, Serinales, Metschnikowiaceae. The record is from RefSeq and is a predicted model, not a curated record.